CUAAGCGUUGGUCUUGGCAGACAGACAGAUCCACCUACACACGUCCAGUGUCGGACAUUGUAAGACCGCGACACGAAUUAGCGUGACUGGUCACAUCCGCUUGUCCCCACACGAGCGGACUACCGUGUGCAUAGAGCUCACUGCAUCUGCGUGCUUUCUUCUUAAUCUGGAUUUCCGAUAAAGUCGGUUAGUCUGUAACUUUACACCUCUGUCUGACACGAAGGACGUCCUUCGUAACAUGACAAGCCUGCACUGAACUGUACCUCACCAGUGCUCAAGUCAGCAAGAUUCAGAAUGAGUAGUCGAAAAAAUGUUAGAAGGUGAAGAGAUCCCCAAAGAUGUUUCUGUCCCACACAUCUACACAUUUUCAGAGGGCCAAAGCUUAAGAAGAGAAUCUUGGUUCUACUGGACCAAGCCAUUACUAUGAAAAGGAAUUGAUAUCAACCUUCAAAAUAUCAUCGACUGCAAGACAGCAAAUCAUGCCUGCCGAGACAGACGAGAAAAACUACAUCAACAGCCCGCUGCUGACGAGUGACAGGAAAGAAGAAAUAUUUGUGAAAAAGGACGAAAACUGGGGUCUAAAAGUUUUCUUGGACAAGUCAAACAGCGUCCAUGCCGACUUGAAUGCCUUGCAAUCAAAAAUCUCUGAAGUGAAGAAGCUUCAGCAAGACAUCCUGAGUUUGUUUUUGGAUAAAGUAAGUACUGACCUCCAGCAACAUCCAUUGGUUACUCGACACGAUCGCCUGGUCCACGAUACUACAAACUACGGUGUACAAAUUCGCCAGAACAUUCGAAACCUGAAAGAGAUGGCCGUAGAAUACAUCAGGGCGCACAACAACGACAAAGGAUACAAACUUGUGGCCGAACAGCAGCUCAACAAUUUGUCCGAGCAGCUUUCCAAGGCUGUACACGAUUUUUUCAAGUGUCAGUCAGACUACACAGACAGAAUGAAUGAUCAUCUAAGACAAAACCGCCGCCAGUCCAAUAGUGUGGGUGAGAGGGCCGAGGACCCGAUAAAUGAAAGCCAAAAGCAGGAUUCUUACUUAGUUUGCACUCAGAAUUUCUCAGAAGUUCAGGGCGCAGAGCAGACGCUUCGUGAAGUGGAGGAGCGAUGCAAAGACAUUUUGGCGCUUGAAAAAAGAGUCACUGAGGUGAACCAGCUGUACAAAGAGAUCUUCUUGCUGGUGGCACAGCAGGGUGAGACUCUGGAUGACAUAGAACUGAAGGUAGAUGAUGCACAGGUUCGUAUUGAAAAUGGAACCCAGAAGGUUGCAGAUGCAAAAGCAAGCCAGAGAAAUGUUCGCUGUAAGAAAUGUUUUAUUUUCGGCAUAGUUGUGACUGUAGUGGUGGUGGCAGUGGUGGUGAUAGUUUUGGUGGUGUUGAAAGUCCAUAAACUAAUUUAAAUACCAUAUUUUUAUUUACACAACCAAGUUUUUUACAAGUUGGACUAGUGUGUGACCGCCUCUCUCUCAGACGACGUUCGCCGUGUUGCUGUCUUGAGGAAACGAACGCCAUAAGAAAUGUCGCGAUGUAUAUUUUCUAUACAUCAAGCAGACGCAGAGAACUGAUAGCCAACAUUGGAAAUAUUUCAUAAAUAAUGUGACCAAAUGGGACAGAUGGCCUAAUACUAGUGUGGGUAUGAAUAUGGGUGUGCGUGUAUGUUUUGAAUAUGAAAGAAGAGAGAGAAAGAGCGAACGAAUAAUAUGGUCUUGGAGAGUGCAGGUGAAAUGUAAUAUUAUGGCACAUUAUAUUCAUCUGUCUUCGGCAGACUGUUAUAGAAGAGUCCGAGGGCGUCCAGAAGUGUCAAGUAGGACAUUUAAAGCGACAAACUAUCCAGGUGGGAAAGUGUAGGGCGGGGUGUGUGAGGGAGGAGGGUAGGGAUUGAGAAUUAGUCGGGGAUGACGGAAACACCUGCCAGUCUCACCUUUCGCUCCUCUUUCCUCAAGUCGUAAAUGAAAAACUGUAGCAGAGUUCAGAAACAACAACUUAAUUUUGCUACUCGUGUCUCUGUUUGGUUAUGACAAACUGUUUUAUGCUAAUUCUAUUUUUUACUUACGAACUUUGAGCCGGAGGGCACUCAUGUCAAGUUCGCAUUAUCAGUUAAUAACAGCAUUAAAGUAGUUAAGAAACAAAUAUCAAGGUAGAGUCCAUUGCAUUUAAAUAAUAUAUCUGGUUUUCUUGACAAAUUUCAGAUCGAUUUACUUAUUUCAGUCACUGUCCGGACCGUGUUCUCUCUGUAUGGACUGUGUACAGUGAGGACUGGGGAUAGAGACUGGCGCCCUUUAGCUUUGUACUUACUGUUGGGACAAUGAUCAUGAAAAUUUCACCUUUAACUAUUAACAUUCUUGGUUCAACGGGUGUAUUAUGAUUAAUUUAUUUGAUUGUAACGCUUACUUUAAAAAAAAAAAAAAUCUUAUAAUGCAUCUAUUUGUAUACGGUUUGAACGGAUAGCUUGUAUGCUGUAUAGACAAAAUAUUUGGAAUCGGCUUCAAGCCUUAGGCUUAUGUGUUAAAAAACUAAUAAACAUACAACUAUAUAGUUUUGAAUAAUCCCAGAAGACUUCAGGUACACGGUGUGUUUCGUCAUGUAUCAUUUACUCUCCUGAUGUCUCGAGCCACGUGGCUUAUGGUGGGUCAUUCCCAGGUGGGGCUAGUAAGGGUGACUGGGUACAAGAGCAGGAUAGAGGUGCGAUCAACGCCAUCUCAUGCUCAGCACACCGGACACCAUGGCGCGCUAUUUAUUGGAACAAACACUUUGUAUUGUUUGAGUCUCGAAAAUUGUCAUACUGGCGAGCCCACAUGUCAGGCAGAACUCAGGGACGGGAAAGGUGAGAUAUAAAGGUGAGGGAUGGAUAGAAAGCUCGAGCAAGGGGAGUGUUUGAAGUUCCCCUAGUCACACGUCCUGGUAGGUGUGCAAAUAUCCGCGUGUACGGUGCACGCCUGCAAUUAAUUGACCAGCAGACGUACUUUUUCAUAACAAAAUGUAAAAAUUAUUUAUUAAUCAAAAACAGAGCAAAUACUCGAGAAAGGUUUACUUUAAAUGAACCAUUCUUUUAUAGUUCUGCGUCUUGAUAAUUCUGGUCGAAAUAACCACUUUUCUGCUAUUUUAAAGCGCGUGGUCAGCGUACGGAGGUAGUGGUGGAGUGCUAUACAGAUGUACACACUUUAUUAUUGUUCGCAGUUAGCUCAUUCCCAAAAGGGGAUUGACAGUUGUGUUGAUGAGGCUAAGUUGAUGUCGAAAUCAAUUUCACUACAGUGCCGUGGUCAGGUUGAACAUCUAUAAAGUGAUCUAUCUCUCACACACGACAAACAUUCAAUAAGCUGGUGCUUCAUUUAUUUUCAAAUUUUAACAAUUUUGUCAGCAUGUUGAUCUUCUCGUAAUGUAUCUGAGAACAAAAAUCUUAGGGCUAAAGAUAUCUUUAAUCUGAUAGUCGCAAACAGUUUACUUUUAAGGUUAACUAUUUUCAUGUCAUUAACAAAUGAAUUGAAAAAUGCUGUUUUUGCAAAUCCCAUGAUCUUUUUUGUGACUUUAACAUUUUGCUUUUGUAGCUGGUUUUCCACAUUGAAAAAUAAAAAGCUGUCAGACUGUUAA
Pomacea canaliculata is the source of this 3591-nucleotide messenger RNA. Its product is annotated as putative syntaxin-4. Gene Ontology annotation, molecular function: SNARE binding; SNAP receptor activity. The coding region runs from base 480 to 1403 and encodes 307 amino acids. Gene Ontology annotation, biological process: exocytosis; vesicle fusion; intracellular protein transport. The transcript is spliced from 2 exons. NCBI's taxonomy places the organism in Eukaryota, Metazoa, Mollusca, Gastropoda, Architaenioglossa, Ampullariidae. Gene Ontology annotation, cellular component: plasma membrane; SNARE complex; endomembrane system. The record is from RefSeq and is a predicted model, not a curated record.